This is a messenger RNA of Hippoglossus stenolepis (Pacific halibut), 5444 nucleotides long. It is a transcript of the gene klhl24a, whose product is annotated as kelch-like family member 24a. Gene Ontology annotation, molecular function: protein binding. The record is from RefSeq and is a predicted model, not a curated record. The coding region runs from base 351 to 2153 and encodes 600 amino acids. NCBI's taxonomy places the organism in Eukaryota, Metazoa, Chordata, Actinopteri, Pleuronectiformes, Pleuronectidae. The transcript has 8 exons.
CCGCGCAGCUGGGUCGCAGCAGAGGGCUGGAUGUGUUUUUCCUCCUGACAAGUAUAAAUGGCCUCAGUGUUUACAGUUAGUUAUUCGAGGUCUUAUGCUGCUGUCGCCGGCUGAAAGUCAAAAUGUCUCCGCCGUGCAACCGCACAAUGUGUUUCUCAUGACUGCUCGAGCGCUGUCAAAGACACUGGUCAAACUUUACAGGAGACAUUAGAUUUUUUUCCCCCCCCCAGACUUUUUGUUGUGGUUUUUUCUUCAUCCUUCACUUGUGACUGAGGAAGACGCGUCAAGAGGAAACUUCUGCUCAAGGUCAUCUUAAGGUUGAGAGAAGGUCUACGUUGAAGUUGGCAGCCAUGGUGUUGAUUCUGGGCAGAAGGAUGAUCAGGGAGGAGCCAGGGAUCAGAGAUUCACCAGCUGUCAAACGCAAGGUCUUUGAGGUUGAUUCCAAGACUCUAGCCAGCCACGAUGUCUUGGACUUCUGCUCCGGCGCAUCCCACUCAGACGGCAUCCUGCAGGUGUUCAACGAGUUCCGCGACUGCCGCCUGUUCACUGAUGUGGUCAUCAGCGUGCAGGGCCGCGAGUUCCCCUGCCAUCGUGCUGUGCUCUCCGCAUGCUCCUCCUACUUCAGAGCCAUGUUCUGCAAUGAUCACCGCGAGAGCCGCGAGAUGCUGGUGGAGAUCAAUGGCAUCCUGGCCGAGGCGAUGGACUCCUUCCUCACCUAUGUAUAUACUGGCCGCGCCAAGAUCACCACUGAGAAUGUCCAGUUCCUCUUCGAGACCUCCAGCCUCUUCCAGAUCGCCACACUGCGCGAUGCCUGUGCAAAGUUCCUGGAGGACCAGUUGGACCCGUGCAACUGCCUGGGCAUCCAGCAAUUCGCAGAUGCUCAUGCCCUGAAGCAGUUGGCCAGCCGCUGCCGCAGUUAUGCCCUGGCCAACUUCUCAGAGGUAGCUCAGCACGAGGAGUUCCUCGACCUGCGCAGAGAGGAGCUGGAAGAGCACAUUGCCAGCGAUGAGCUGUCCAUCGGUAAGGAGGAGGUCGUGUUCGAGGCCGUGAUGCGAUGGGUGUACCACAGCGUGGAGCACAGGAAGCCCAUGCUGAAGGCCCUGCUGCACCAUGUGCGCCUGCCGCUUAUGCACCCCAACUAUUUUGUCCAGACGGUAGAGGGAGAUCAGCUUAUCCAGAACGCUCCAGAGUGCUACCAGCUCCUCCAUGAGGCCAGACGCUACCAUGUGCUAGGAAAUGAGAUGAUGUCACCCAGAACUUGUCCACGCAGGUCGACCGGCUUCUCUGAGGUGAUCGUGGUGGUGGGUGGCUGCGAGAGGAUAGGAGGCUUCAACCUGCCGUACACUGAAUGCUAUGAUCCAGUCACAGGAGAGUGGAAGUCACUGGCCAAACUCCCUGAGUUUACCAAGUCAGAGUACGCUGUCUGUGCCCUCCGCAACGAUAUUCUGGUGUCCGGUGGUCGUAUCAACGGCAGGGAUGUGUGGAUGUACAACUCGCAGCUCAACCUCUGGAUCAGAGUGGCUUCUCUUAACAAAGGCCGCUGGAGACACAAGAUGUGUGUCCUUCUGGGCAAGGUCUAUGCCGUGGGAGGCUAUGAUGGCCAGAGCCGCCUGAGCAGUGUGGAGUGCUAUGACUCCUUCUCUAACCGCUGGACAGAGGUGGCACCAAUGAAAGAGGGGGUGAGCUCUCCUGCGGUGGCCAGCUGUGCCGGCAAGCUCUUUGUCAUUGGAGGAGGGCCCGAUGACGAAACUUGCUCAGACAAGGUUCAGUGCUAUGAUCCAGAGGAAAAUUCUUGGUUACUACGGGCUAACAUCCCCAUCGCCAAGCGCUGCAUCACGGCAGUGUCCCUCAACAACCUGAUCUAUGUGUCCGGUGGUCUCACCAAGUCCAUAUACUGCUAUGACCCCAUAGAGGACUACUGGAUGCAUGUGGUUCAAACCUUUAACAAACAGGAGAGCUGCGGCAUGUCAGUGUGCAAUGGUAAGAUCUUCAUCCUUGGCGGCAGAGGGGAAAGUGGUGAAGCUACAGACACCAUCUUGUGUUACGACCCAUCGUCAGGCAUCAUCACAGGAGUGGCCGCCAUGCCACGGCCAAUCUCUUACCAUGGCUGUGUCACCAUCCACCGCUACAAUGACAAGUAUCAUAAGAAAUGACCAUGAAUAAACACACCGACACACUCACGCUCACGUGAGAGCACAAACUGUACAACUUUAACUCUUUGAAAUUCAUGUUCUUCACGCUUACCCCAUGUACAGCAUCCUACUUUUUUUUUUUACAACAGGCAUAUUUUAUCACACCUUUCAGCUAAUAUUAUUUUUCACAGCAUCAUGUAGCAGUUGUCGAUGUGGUGCAGUAAAUCUUUCAUUGUUGUGCACCAUAGUUAUAAUAGCCCUUCUGUGAAAAUGCUUAGAGGUUGGUAAUGUUAAUGACCUGCCUGGAACUUGAGAUAAAGUGGAAUUAGGUCAACAUGGCAGAUUUGUCUUGCAUUAGUAGUAACUGCACAAGGUUGGGGAGAAAUGGAUCACGUAUUACAUGAUUAAAGGAACCUGGUCAUGAUUUAUGUUAUUAAUCUGAUUGCAGAAAUCCAGGAAAAACAUGAGAACUUGUUGAAUUCUCAAAAAAAAAAAAAAAGAUUAUGACAGUAUAAAUAAAAAUGUAAUUAUGGAGAUUCGUUCUUAACUUUGGAACACAGGUUAGUAGUAAGAUAUUGUAAUAAGAUUUUAUAAACUUAAGUUUCACAUACUACCCAUAGCCCAUUGUGACCUAAAUGCAGUGCACAAGUCUUUUGUUUACAUCUCACCCCUAUUUGCUGAAGAAGCCCUUUGCAUAUGGUUUAAAACUUAAGCUUAUGAUAGUUCAGAAUGUUUUCUCACAAUAUUUGCAAACAUUCUUUAAAAAAUGAAUUAUGGUAAGUGCAGAGGAUGUAGAUCUUAUGUUUCAUACAGGAAACGUUUUGCCAAUAUAACCAAAAGAGCUAAAACUAAUAACAUUAUGGGGGUUAUUAUUUUUUUUUAAUUAAUUAUUUGUGAUUCUAGUGUGAUACUCAUUAUGAGCAGGUAAUCCGUUUAACAGUGAACUUCACAACAAUGUGCUUUUAUUACUGUGCAAAGUUACCUCACCUUGAGUUCUGGGUACCUGACGAGCUAAAGCGAUCACAGAUAGUGCUAAUGAACAAAAACAGUGCCUUGUAGUGACAGUUAAAAAAAACAACAUACAAAGCCGAGAGCGAUCUGCCUGCAGAAGCAAAAAUUAUGACAGAAAGAUGGAGUCAGGUCAAACAUCUGACCUUGUGACCACUGCACUCAAUGCAGAUGUGUGCACUCAGUACAGCACAUCACAGCACUGGUAAAGAUUGUUCAAAAAAGUACUGUCCUCAAUUUUUAUCUCUUUUCCGUGAUACUAAAAAUGACGUGUUGAAAAUGUGGUGAACAGUCAGCCAGCUGCUCGCCAGCAGUAUCACUCGUCAUAAAUACAAGUUGCUCUUACCCAGGCUUAAGAGAAGAGAUAAAGAACGGAGGCUGUACCAUCAUAUUGGAACACAGCCAUUGUUAGCACUGCCCACUUGUUUCCUUUUGUCUCUCACAUCCCUGCGCUUAUCGCCUAGUUUCACAUCCUGUGUGUUUCCCAUUGCCCUGCUCCAGCUGUGUCACCAUCUCACAUUGAUAUCUACUUUUUUAACUUUAUUUUUUAUCAUUAUUCUUAUUACACUCAUUUUCGUUUCUUUAUUUUUUAAGUUAUACAUUACUUUGACUUUUUUUAUAAUUGGAUGUUUGUUGUAUUAUCUGUAACUUUAGUGUGUCUAUCAACGUUCGUUGAUUGGUGCACUGGGCUUGUGUGUGGUUUUGUAGAUGUGAGAAGCCUUUGUAGAUCAAACUCAAAGACUGUUUAGAUUAAGCAGCGUGUUUGUUACAUAGGCUGAAUGUAAAGAUGGACGACAUGACGGCUCCCCAAAAGCGAAGCCAAAGCAUCUCGAUCGCCACCCAGUGAGUGGCUGCAGUAUAGGUCACAUACUCUGUCUCCUCCUUGUUAGUGGAUGGGAUAUGGACCAAACUAAAAAGUCAAAGUGCACAUCAAACACAUAGACAGGACGGACCCAGACUCUGGCUCAGCGUUUGUAUCAAAUUUUAGCUUCUUGUCUGGAUAGAGGGGGGAAGUGUCUUCCAUCUUUAUAUACAGUCUAUGAUUUGUUCUGCAUGUACGUAUAUAUGUCUGCGUGUGACUUUUAUGACUCAGUCUUGAUGUGUUGGACGUUUGUCAAGGAGUUCCAGUGAACUCUGAUGCUGGCACCCCUCACCUGUACACCUACAGGUAACCAUAGAGACCUCCAGGUGUGUAAGUGUUGAUAUGUGUUACUGGUCAGCUGAGGUGCCGUGUGUAGCAGUGCUAUACCUCACGGGGGGGAAUUCAGAGUUCUGAAUGAGAAGGCUUGUCAAUGGAGUGGCUUAUGGUCAGUAAAAGUCACCUUUUACAACAUUUGGUGUUGAUAGAGUAGAGAUAUUGCUGUGAACAUAACUUUAUUUUAAAUUGUUUUGGUUUCGUUGUUUAACCUGUAUUUAAAUGUGUAUCUUUCUUGGUUACAUAUUGUGUUUUUUUCUGAAACUAAGAGCCCCAAUUGUGCACUUUGACAGAAUCCUGUUAAAUGUAGAAUUAUAUGAUGAUGAUGAUUACCUUUUAAUUUUUUUUUUUUACUGUAUCAGUAAAUGUUCUUUGCCUUCAUGUGACGUAAGAAUCGGGGCCUGUCAGCUCCUCCUGUUGGCCGCCACCUGUCAUAGCUCAACAGAAUAACAAAACAACAAAGUUAGCUGCAGGCGAACAAUGCCAUGAGUGAGUAAGAGAGUUUAAACUUGACCUUUUAUAGUGACAGGUAGGGGGUUUGCUUCCGUCUGUCAGUCACAGUGACAGAAUACAGGGGGUGGGGGAUUUUAGUUUAAGGCAUUUUCUGAGAAGGAUGAGUGCUGUGUCAGGCCAUCAACUAUAGUACACACUGAAACAAAACAUCCCCAGGCCCGCAGACAUCCUGACAUCCUGAGGGUUACACAGGAGGCCAACAAGAGGAGGCUGAGGGGUGAGGAAGUGGUAACGCAAAAGAGAUGGAGUUCAAAAACAGUGAGAGAGAGAGAGAGAGAGAGAGUUUGAGUGUGUGUGCGUCUGUGAUUUCACUGAGUAUUUGAUGCAGAACGUGACACUGUCCUGUAAUGUGGAUUUCAUUAUUCACUGUGUAGAGACUUUCAUGAAUUGUUUAUGCUUUUUGAUAAGAUUUCGUUAAUGUUUAUUGAUUUUCUGUGGUGAAUUCUGGGUCUGUGUGUUGCUGAGGUAUUUUCACUCCCACGUGCUAAUGGCAUGCCUUAAAUUAAACAGAGCAGAGUGCUAAAAGUGAUAGAUGGAUUUUAGUCAGGAUGCAGAUUUAAGCCAAAGUGUAUUUGAUUGAAUCCCAAUGGGGACUU